AUGAGCUUCGGCGCUCCCGGAGGCGGAGCGACCAAUAUCAAGCCCACUCCGCCCGAGCGCGGUAGCUUUCCUCUUGACCACGACGGAGAAUGCAAGCACAUCAUCGCGGGCUACCUGAAAUGCAUCAAGUCCAACAAAGGCACCAAUGACGAGGCGUGUCGCAAAUUGGCUAAGGAUUACCUUGCCUGCCGCAUGGACAAAAACUUGAUGGCCCCGGAUGAUUUCAAGAAUCUCGGUCUGGUGUUUGACAAGCAGAAUGGGACCGAGUCGACAGGGAAAAAGGACUGA
Penicillium riverlandense is the source of this 288-nucleotide messenger RNA. Its product is annotated as coiled-coil-helix-coiled-coil-helix domain-containing protein. The transcript has 4 exons. Gene Ontology annotation, biological process: mitochondrial respiratory chain complex IV assembly. The coding region runs from base 1 to 288 and encodes 95 amino acids. Gene Ontology annotation, cellular component: mitochondrial intermembrane space. NCBI's taxonomy places the organism in Eukaryota, Fungi, Ascomycota, Eurotiomycetes, Eurotiales, Aspergillaceae. The record is from RefSeq and is a predicted model, not a curated record.